CAAAGAAACUGCUACUGAUUGUUCCUUUCUUUCUUUUAAAGAAACAAAUUUUCUCCAUUUUUAAACAUCGAGUCUCAUCGUCUCCCUUCUUUCGUUUGAGUCAAAAACCUUUAUAAUCGAAAUAUUUUGCAUUUAAAGUUUCUGCAGGAAAAAAAGGAAGAAAAAACAGUCUGGGUACUUUUGUUUUUCUUUCCUUCUUUCUGGUUUUUUAAUUUUGAUUUCGUGUCAUUGAGAAUCAAUCGACAACUAUGGUGUUCGAAAAGCAACCGAUCGCGUCUUCAUCGUCGAAUAACCUCAAGUCUCCUUUGCCGAGAGAAGACACGCCUCUUAUCGGUAAAGGGAAGCCUUUGUCGUCGAAAUCCAAGACUUUUGCCAAUGUUUUGAUAGCCAUAGUUGGUGCUGGGGUUUUGGGUUUGCCUUACGCCUUCAAGAGGACCGGAUGGGCCAUGGGUCUGCUCUUGCUUUUCUCCGUCGCAGGCUUGAGCACCUACUGCAUGAUGCUUUUGAUUCACACCCGCCGGAAGCUCGAGUCUUUUGAAAAUGGUUUUGCCAAGAUUUCUUCUUUUGGCGAUCUGGGUUACGCUGUUUGCGGCGCCUUCGGCAGGUUUGUUGUCGACGUUCUUAUUGUUCUCUCUCAAGCUGGAUUCUGUGUUGGGUACCUUAUAUUCAUCGCCAACACUCUGACCAAUCUUUUCAACGGUCAAGUAUCCGUGGCUUCGAGCUUAAGCUUGGGGAUGUCGAGUUUUACGGCGAAGAGUUUGUAUGUAUGGGGAUGUUUUCCUUUUCAAUUGGGAUUGAAUUCUGUUCCGACUUUAACUCAUUUAGCUCCAUUGAGUAUUUUUGCCGAUGUCGUUGAUCUUGGGGCAAUAGCAGUGGUGUUGGUUGAGGAUGUGCAACUUAUGUUGAAGCGAAGCCAUGAGGUUAUCGCUUUCGGGGGUCUCUCCGUUUUCUUCUAUGGCAUGGGUGUGGCUGUAUAUUCUUUUGAAGGGAUGGGUAUGGUUUUUCCGAUAGAAUCCGAGAUGAAGGAUGCCACCAAGUUUGGCAAGAUAUUGGCACUUAGCAUGGGUUUGAUUUCUUUGAUAUAUGGAGCAUUCGGAGCGCUUGGUUAUCUUGCGUUCGGUGCCGAAACCAAAGACAUUAUUACUGCCAACUUGGGGGCAGGUUGGAUCAGCACUAUGGUUCAGCUAGGCCUGUGCAUCAACUUGUUCUUUACUUUCCCGUUGAUGAUGAACCCUGUUUAUGAGAUUGUAGAGAGGCGGUUUUGGGGAGGAUGCUACUGCUUGUGGCUUAGAUGGCUGCUGGUUUUGAUUGUAAGUCUGGUAGCUUUGUUCAUCCCGAAUUUCGCCGAUUUCUUGUCUUUGGUCGGAAGCAGCGUGUGCUGCAGCUUGGGGUUCGUAUUGCCAGCUCUGUUUCAUUUACUGGUGUUCAAGGAAGAGCUCGGGUGGAAAGGAUGGACCGUGGACGUUGGGAUCGUGACCUUGGGCAUUGUUCUUGGAGUUUCGGGAACUUGGUCAGCUCUCGUGGAGAUUUUCUCCGUCAAGGUGUAGUGGUACAUCGGCCUUUAGUCCGCUUUCAUGGAGGUUUUUUAUCCGUGAAGGCGUGCAAGUGCAGUGUCGAAAUGGAGGUGAUGUUUUGAGCUUCUUCUCGAUAUACUGCCUGCUUAUUUUCUUUAAUCAUGUAUGUAAAGGACCGGCAAUUCGACGCAAGUGUGAGUCGUCGAUAGCCUAGUGUGGGACAUUACUUGUGCUAUUAUCAGUUUAUCACCAUUACCUAUUACAUACGCUGUAUGAUAUUACAACAU
Hibiscus syriacus is the source of this 1801-nucleotide messenger RNA. Its product is annotated as amino acid transporter AVT3B-like. Gene Ontology annotation, cellular component: vacuolar membrane. The transcript has 2 exons. Gene Ontology annotation, molecular function: amino acid transmembrane transporter activity. Lineage: Eukaryota; Viridiplantae; Streptophyta; Magnoliopsida; Malvales; Malvaceae. Gene Ontology annotation, biological process: amino acid transmembrane transport. The coding region runs from base 249 to 1547 and encodes 432 amino acids. The record is from RefSeq and is a predicted model, not a curated record.